AUGCCAAUGAUGAAAGUGACGGUGAUAUGGUCUUUGGAAAAGGAAGGGAAGCGAAAGUUUGUAGAUGACUGUGGAUCAUGGAGGGGAAUCUCUAUGAAGACAAUUGAAUACCUGGCAAAUCAAGGAUUUUUAGAAACAUUGUACAAAAAGAAAGGAAUUUAUUGUCGAAGUGUUAAAAGGACACAAGUUCCAUUAGACCCCAAAUCAGAAACAUUAGGCCUCGGUGAGUGGCAAGGUUCAGCACCUCAUGGGAAUGCUAAAAGAACAACCCAACCUUACAAAAGAACCACCCUGAAUAACAAUCAGUGAUAAGGGAUGGCGUGAAGCAUGGCAAGUUCCCAAUACAGAUCCUGAAAAAUGUCAAUUCGUUAGAUCCUGAAAAUCCCAUCAAUAUUAAAGUCGUUCAAGACGAAAAGUACAGGUAUCAAAAAGAGCAGAAACCAAAAUUUGCCAGUCAAAACAACACUGCAGAUGAUUUUCAAAUUCUCAUAAACCAACUUCAAUCUCAAAUUUUAUCAAGGCAAUUCAUGCAAACAACGAUCAAAAACUUUUAGAAAUGAGAGAAUGUGAUACACAUGGAUCUGUGAUAGGCAUUGAUAGAACGUUUAAUUUGGAAGCUUGAUAUGUGACAACACUGGUAUACACCAAUCCAAAUUUGCUGAGGAGAGGAAAAACAACCUCACCUGUAAUGUUGGGUCCUGUUUUCCUGCAUUGGGAUGGGGCAUAUUCCACAUAUUGUGAUUUCUUAGCCAAAAUCCGGUCAAGUUUAUUAUAUGAUCUGCCGGAUGAAAAAUUCACAUAUGGCACAGAUGAGGAAAUGGCAUUGGUAAAUGCAAUUAAAACCACAUUUCCUAAGGCAGGUCAUAUCCUUUGCACUCGUCAUCUUCAGGAAAAUGCUGUCAGAAACCUAAACAAACACAACAUCCCUUAAGCAGCAAAAAUCAAAUUGAUAAAUUCAAUUUUCUCCCCCUCUGGUCUCCUUUCUUCUAACAACCUUGUGAUGUUCCUGGAAAGAGAAUAAGAUAUUUUAGAAUCAUUUGAAGACAGUCCUGCUUUCAAGUGUUUGACAGAGAAACUCUUUCCAACAAUAAAAGAAAAAGUUUUCACCCCCAGACUUCGAAAUCAGAAAAUCCCCCUUCUGUGGAAAAUUAACUUUUGUGAGGCUGUGAAUAGCAAAAUCAAAUGGAUAGGCAAUUGGAAAGUAUCUAAAUUACCACAACUAAUUGGACGCCUCCAAGAAAUUAAAGAAAGUCAGUUGUUGGACACCAGAAGGGCACUCCAUGGACGAGGAAAUUAUGAAUUGGCGAUUCAGGCAAAGCAUUUAUUUGUCCCACAUGAGGCAUGGGUAGGAAUGAAUGAAGAACAAGGGAAAAAAUGGACUCUCAAAUUUUUCAAAUUCCAUCCACAAAGUACCUUGCUUCGACAGAUGGUUUCCUCACUAUUCCCUCAACAUCAAGAAUUGCCAAAAAAACCUGGGCCAAGUAAAAAGAGUCAGGAAUGCAAAGACAAC
Molecule: messenger RNA, 1510 nt
Organism: Magallana angulata
Lineage: Eukaryota; Metazoa; Mollusca; Bivalvia; Ostreida; Ostreidae
Exons: 2
Coding region: 1-309 (102 amino acids)
Source: RefSeq, a predicted model, not a curated record